AACAUUAUUUACGGUAAGGAUUUAGCGAGACAUGACUGGGAAUGUUUCAUUGUAUGCCUAUUUGUCCUACAUAUUUCAUGCGUCGUAGACUUUAUGUGUCAAAAUGUGACCAUGUGUGUAUGAUUUAGCUUUUACCAAGAAAAAAAAACAUUUUGGUAAGGAAAUAAGUUAGGUAAGUAAGGUAAUCACGAGAAACACUUAAAAACACUCAACUGCCCCAGGCGAUUACGUGGACACACAGACACUUAAACUUAGAUCCUACAACAUCAUGUAACCUUGUUGCUUGUUUAGCUGUAAAAAAAAAAAAAAAGCCGUAGACUGGGGCAUCAGACGUUAAAGAGUUUAUUUAUUCGUAACCCCACUUUGCCCUACUUUUAAAGUGUUUUUCACUCAUGUAUACUUUGUGGUAUUAGCUUACACGCUUUGGUGUUUUGGAGGGGGGGAUGUUUGUUGGGGCGAUGUUUCUUUAAGAAAUAGCCCCCCACUCAAGCACUUGAGUGUGUCUCGGCAGUCAGGAUAGUCGGUUUGAACUUCCGAGGAAGUAAUGGGACUUCAUGAAAGGGACAAUGGGGGGAAAGUUGACUUGAUAAAACAAGUUUCUUAUUAUUACAUGUUGUGUCGUGUCGAAACAUUUGUAAAGGCUUCUCGCGUCUUAAAUUUGGGAACACUUGGAUUUUUAUGUUUGGAUUUUGUCAGAACUCUACACAAAAGGGUGCUAUUCAACACUUUAAAACGAUCGGGAACGGCUGUGGCAGACUUCUUUAAGAUUUCCAUUAUACCUUUGUGUUUUCUUGUUAAAGAGAACACGCAUUCCGAAGAUAUGUUUUGUAGCUGUGUUAAAUGAGUUUGCUGGAAUUCCCCAGAGGUUUUGGAAUGUACGCGCGACAGAGUUUGUCAGCCCUACUGAAGAUUUUGGUCCUUAUUUUUACAUUAUUUUUAGCCGUAGGUAUUUGUUCAGACCUUAAAGUAUUAGUUCGUUUGAGUGAUGGACAAAUUACAGAGGAAACUCUGGAGGCGGACAGUGAGAGGGAUGUUAUCACUGUGGAAUUCAAGCAAGGAGAUGGUACUCUUAUAACAGUGUUGGCUGACUUUAAGCGGCAUGUGAAGAUCUUCCGUGCACUAGUUCUCGGGGAGCCGGAGCGUGGCCAGACACAGUACCAGGCCCUGUGCUUCAUCACACACCUGGAUGCCCGAGAGUUCAUCCCCAUCGAGUCCAUGGCGAGGCUCCGACAGAAAAAUCCCCACGUGGUGCGCUCGGCCGACGAGAGCCGGGGCCUGGAGCAGCUCAGCAUGGACGUGGCCAUCAACCUGACGCAGGCCUGGCACCUGAGCGCCCACAUCCGUAAUGUCUGCGGAGAGGCCCAGCAGGCCUACGCCAGCCAGGCUGAUGUGACCCACUGGUCCAGUAGAGGACUAGAGAGGUCCAUGUUUGAGGUUCAGCCAAAGAGCCCAGACGUCCCCGCUCCUUCGGCGUGCUCGGCGGCCACGGGCCUGUGGCAGCCCUGCCUGUGCACCUAUCACCUGCGUCUGGAGUGGUACCCCUGCCUGCUGAAGUACUGCCGCGGCAGAGGCCCCAGCCCUUACAAGUGCGGCAUCAAGAGCUGCAGCAAAAGCUACCGCUUCAGCUUCUACACGCCACACAGACAGCUGUGCCUUUGGGACGAGGAAGAGUAGAAGCGCCCCGCCACGGAGCGCAGUGCGUAGUCACAUGCACAUGUGUUUACAUGCCAAGUUUUUAAGCUGAGGUGUUCUCCUCCUCGCGAGCCGGUGAGAUAUUUUUUGCAUCUCUGAACAUCAAAGGCGUGCCUUUCUGAUACCAUGUGAGCAAACCAAACCAGAGGAACUGGAAGACAGUUUCAUGUGGCCACAUCACAUCCGUGUUAAGUGAUAAUUAGUGUUCAGUGAACAAUGAUCAAGUGACCACAAUGGUCCUAAAGUAACAUGCUGGAUGCCUUGACCCCAGAGGAGAAGAGUAUUAUGUGCUGGUCUCUUAGUUUGACUUCCUACAUAUGCAGUUUUUUAUUGUUAUUGUAUUAUUUAUAAAAAACAGUAACUGGUUAGGAAUCCGUGACCCUAAAAAUAUAUAUCUUUAUACUGUAGCACUAAAAAACGGGCUUAGAAUAUCUGACUGGAAGCAUCAUUAGUAGCUACACUCACCGCCAACCUGUACCUCAUAUUUUGAAAGUACAAUGGAGUACAAAUUUCUGCUUUUCAGUUUUCUAAUGAUCAUAUUUUGCAUUGGGUUUAGUCACCACCACACCAGCUAUUGUUCAGUCUUGUCUUCCACUUGUACAUUUAAUGUGGUGGGCGAUCAGUAUGACAUGGUAGGCUUUAAAGGUACAGUAUGUAAGAUUUAGAGACCAACCAACCAACCAACCAACCAACUGAAUACUUCUCCAAGCAUGUAGGAGAAGCUACGGUGGCCGUCAGGUGCCAUAAAGACGCGAAAGGCCCUCUCUAGUGCCAGUGUGUUGGUUUGUCCACCCUGGGCUACUGUAGAAACAUGGCGGCAACAUGCAGGACUCCUUGGACAAGAACCCGCUCGUAGAUAUGAAAGGCUCAUUCUAAGAUAACCAAAACACAACAAUUCAUAGUUACAGGUGAUUAUGAACACUAAUGAAAACAUAAUUGUGAAUACUUUAUUCAGUUUCUCCUAGUAGAUUACCUUUAAUCCUACAUACCGCACCUUUAAGCCUCUCAGUGUAUUAAGGAUACUCUCAGUGCCUUCCUCCCAGGUGUCACGUUCCCCUCAUUUAUUGAAUUGUGUUUUUCCUUCAGCUGAUCUUAUUAUGCUGGGUAUUACGGAGUUGGAAGGCUGAGUUAGGCGUGUCUCUCUCGUUAAAUGUUAAUUAAGUGUUAUUUUGAUAAAAUGUUUUCCUUUGCAAAGAUUAUUGAUUGAGAUUAUUCAUGCCAGUUAAAAAUGCUACAUACUCCAGACUUAGGUUCUAGACCUAGGUGUCUAUGUUCAGGAAACCAUCCCUCAAUGGGGUGUUUUUGUAUUGCACCAUAUACAGCACACAUUGGACUGUUGUGUCAACACUCACAGACAGAAUUUCACUUUUCUGCUAUGGUAUUUGGGAUUUUUUUACAGAGAUUGAGGGUUCUCUCUGCAUUAAUGUUUGAAUGCCCUGUUGUCAUUAUUACUGGUGACAGAAUUCUCCAUUAAUUACAUGAAACUGAUGCUAAUAUAACUGUGAACUGACACAAGCCAAAUAUGGUCCAAGUUGCAACAUAUGUAGAGUAUUGUGAUAUAAAUCUUUAACUAUUUUUGUACAGCUGAAUCUAAGGGUAAUACUUGCAUUUGUGAUGGUGAAAUAAAAUGCUGUUCUUACAAGAA
Messenger RNA from Clupea harengus (Atlantic herring), 3337 nucleotides. It is a transcript of the gene oafb, whose product is annotated as OAF homolog b (Drosophila). The record is from RefSeq and is a predicted model, not a curated record. NCBI's taxonomy places the organism in Eukaryota, Metazoa, Chordata, Actinopteri, Clupeiformes, Clupeidae.